GAUGCUCACGUUGGAGUGAAUUUGUUAUCUACUACACCGUGCAUCGUGCAGAUGAACUCACUUUAAAUUAAACGGAUUUAAUGACGAAACCUGAUGGCACACUGUAACAUAUUGUUUAUUUUAGCACUAGUUAGUGGAAUAAUAAACUUCGCAAAUGGUAAAACAUUCACUUGUGAAGAUGGAAGAGGUAGUCCUUGCAUUAUACUUGAAAUGGAUGCAACCUUCAAUUUGACAAUGUCGGGAAACGAAACACAGACUUCCAUGUUUUCGUUAGAAACAGCAUCUGUGGAUAAAAAUGCAUGCAUAUGCCAAGACCAUAGUAUUCGAAAACCUUCAAUGUCUAUUAAGACGUUCCCGAGUAACGACACUCUCACUGUUCUUUUUUCCUUGGAGACAGCGAAUGUUUACAUGAAACCGCUUUUCUACAUGCGCCCGCAUAAGCACUUCAAUACCAGUGACCAUAACAAUAUAGAAUUUGUAACGAGUGCAGAUCUUCCCAUUGGUAAUAACGGGAGUUCUUACAAGUGCAUGUCGAGUCAGAAUAUUGCAUUUCAACGGACCGGACCUUACGGAAUGACAAUGACGAUGAUGAACCUUCAUGUGCAGGCUUAUGGUAUCAAGAAUGGCAAUUUAAGUCCAGCCACGAGUUGUCCUGCCGACAUGCCAACAGUGCGGCCCGUAACAACUGGCACCACAACGCCAAUGAGCCAUACGAUGUCGACACAUGAACCACACUCAACUAUCACGCCUGUUAUUAUUUUUAUAAUGUACUUUCUUUACAUGUAAUGACUACAUAUACAAAACGAAUUAUGCUAUGGUUACUUACAUGUACAAACACACGCUCACACUACGCACGUAGGUACGAAUAGUGUGUGUGCGGGUGAGAACGCGUGUGCGUGUGUGUGUGUGUGUGUGUGUGCGUGCAUGUGCGUGCUUGUGCGUGGACGUGUGUAUGUCCCAGAGCAGCAAUGUUUAUUUAUCAAUUAUACUUAACAUUGACAUAUCACACAAAUUAAAUUGUAGUGUAAUUUAUAAAUGUAUCGUUUUUUGUGUAGAUGGAUUGCUCAUAUCACCGCAUCAAGUGGCUUGAGAUAUCUUAUAAAUGCACUUGACUUAUCAUGAUAACAGUUUCAUUUGUUAUCAUAAUUCAACUGAUUGUUUGCCUCUACUACAUUUUGCGAGGUAUAUCCGAGCUUACGGAGGUGGCCGAGAAGUUUCGGGUAGUUACGGGUUUACAAACCGUUAUGCCAUGCACAAUCGGAACUCCUCGGCUAGUAUCAAGAUAUCU
This is a messenger RNA of Mya arenaria, 1288 nucleotides long. RefSeq lists its product as uncharacterized. The transcript is spliced from 5 exons. Bases 94 to 786 code for a protein of 230 amino acids. NCBI's taxonomy places the organism in Eukaryota, Metazoa, Mollusca, Bivalvia, Myida, Myidae. The record is from RefSeq and is a predicted model, not a curated record.